Messenger RNA from Hydractinia symbiolongicarpus, 2801 nucleotides. RefSeq names its product leucine-zipper-like transcriptional regulator 1. The record is from RefSeq and is a predicted model, not a curated record. The transcript has 22 exons. NCBI's taxonomy places the organism in Eukaryota, Metazoa, Cnidaria, Hydrozoa, Anthoathecata, Hydractiniidae. Bases 315 to 2669 code for a protein of 784 amino acids. Gene Ontology annotation, cellular component: Golgi apparatus. Gene Ontology annotation, molecular function: protein binding.
UUUAUGAGGUGGAGUAACCGGCUGAGAACGGCUGGCAUUCAUAUAGGAGGAUAAAGAGAGAAAAGGCACAACUUGUGGCAUUCUUUUAAAUAUAUUUUUUCAUAUAAAUAUGGUGCUUUUCUACAUGGAAAACCUGAAAUGUUGGAAAAACUCGUAUUUCUCUCUAAGAAUUCUGUUAAAAUUAACUCUGAAAAGGUGGCAUCAGAAAUUAUGUAUGUUGAAAUCCAAUACAUUAUUUAUAUUCACCAAAAUUUUGUGUUGCAUGAUCGUGGUUACAAUAAAAUAUUGUUUUGUUAGAAAACAAACAAUUAAGCAUGGCAAAAAUAACUCGACGUGGAGCUGAAUUUGUUGACACAGAUUUAAUUUCACAAUCAAUCGAAAAUUUAACAUUAGAAUUUGGACCAUCUGAAACAGUACAUCAAUGGUCAAAGUUGCCAGAAUGUGAUGACCUUGUUGGUUCCAAACGCAGUAAACAUACAGUGGUUGCAUGGGGUGAACUUUUAUAUGUGUUUGGUGGGGAUAAUGGCAAACGCAUGUUAAAUGAUUUGUUGCGGUUUGACAUUAAAGAUUGUUCAUGGGGGCGUGUUGUUACUACUGGAGUACCACCAGCUCCGCGUUAUCAUCAUUCUGCAGUAGUUUUUGCAAACAGUAUGUUUGUCUUUGGUGGAUACACAGGUGAUAUAUAUUCUAAUUCCAAUUUGAGGAACAAAAAUGAUUUAUUUGAGUAUCGUUUUAAUACUGGUCAAUGGAUUGAGUGGCAGGUUACGGGAAGUAUGCCAGUUGCACGAUCAGCACAUGGAGCUGUUGUUUACAAAAAUUGCAUGUGGAUUUUUGCUGGCUAUGAUGGUAAUGCUAGGUUAAAUGACAUGUGGAACAUUUGUCUCUCUGAUCCAACUCCAACAUGGGCUGAGGUUCAACAAGUUGGCAAACGACCUCCAACAUGUUGUAACUUCCCAGUUGCAGUUGCGAAAGACUCCAUGUUUGUCUUCUCUGGACAAAGUGGAGCAAAAAUCACCAACGACCUGUUCCAAUUUCAUUUCAUCGACAGAAAAUGGACACGCAUUACAACAGAACAUCUUUUAAAAGGAACCCCACCACCUCCAUCUAGAAGAUAUGGCCAUACUAUGGUUGCACACGAUACUCACUUAUACGUGUUUGGUGGUGCAGCUGAUAACUACUUACCAAACGAUUUGUUUUGGUAUGACCUUGAAACAGAGACGUGGGAUGUUGUACAAACUGUUGGUGAGAUACCCAGUGGUCGUUUAUUUCACCAUGCUGACGUGAUAGAUAAUCAUAUGUACAUUUUUGGUGGUACAGUUGACAACAAUGUGCGGAGUGGUGAAUUGUACUUCUUUACGUUUUCAAACUAUCAAAGAUGCACGCUUCAUGACGAUUUUGGACGUAUUCUUGAGAGCAGACAGUUUUGCGACAUGGAAUUUAGACUGGAUGAUGGACAGCCAAACAUUGAAGCUCAUAUACCAAUUGUGGCUGCACGAUCAGCAUGGUUACAGGAGCAAAUAAAGUUGUCGUUAGCAGCUGCAAAAUCCUCUAAUAUUUCUGAUUGUGAUAUGGAACGGCCUUCUGACGACGCAACGUAUCGUAGAACUACUUCAACAUCUGGUAACAUAUACGUCAAUCUGGUUGGGGUGGAUAGAUAUGCUUUUAAAGUGGUUCUCUGGUUCAUUUAUACUGACCAGAUUUUUCCUUACAUAAAAGACGAACAUGGUGCAACGACAGAUGUGAUGAAAUUAAUGAUGGACGUGUACAACCAAGCAGUAAAGUUUGAGCUACCGAGACUAAAGCUGUUAUGUGAACAGUACAUCGAAGCCUCGAUUUCCACAAAAAAUGUUUUAGUGGCUUUAGAAUGCGCUGAAGAACUUGGCUUAGAAUUCAUAAAGGAGUUUUGUUUACGUUUUAUUGUUCGUGAAGUUCACUACAAUCAAAUUGUGAUGGGAAAAGAUUUUGAACUGUUGGAUAAAACUUUGAUGAUUGAAAUUGUACGUAGAAAGCAGUUACAACAGCAACAUCCUGUUUUAGAUUCACCAAAUUUAUCUGCAAAGAAUGUACCAACCCUGGCAGAUGAUUUGAAGAAGUUAUUGUCAUCCAGUGAACUGAGCCGGUUCAGUGAUUUUAAGCUUUGUUUACAUGGAAAGGAAUACAAAUCUCACAAGGUUGUACUGGCCGCCCGUAGCAGCUAUUUUGAAGCGAUGUUUCGUUCCUUCUCGCCACCUGAAAGGAGGUCGCAGAUUACAAUUGGAGAUAUGAUUCCGUCAGAACAAUCUUUUAACACUUUGCUCAGAUAUAUUUAUUACGGAGAUGUGACCAUGCCGCCUGAAGAUUCACUAUAUUUAUUUUCUGCUCCGUUCUAUUAUGGCUUCACAAAUAGUCGUUUACAGGCCUAUUGCAAGCAAAACUUGGAAAUGAAUGUGACGAACAGAAAUGUAAUACAAAUAUUAGAAGCGUCGCACGGUAUCGGCGCUAUGGAUAUGAAACGCCACGCUCUUAGUAUUAUCGUACAACAAUUUCCGAAAGUCGCACGACUGCCGGAUAUAAGACGUCUAAAACAAGAACUAUUAUUGGAUAUAUUAGACGCGAUUGCAGAAUAUAUGUCACCGCCCGCAAGUAAUGAAAUUAUUUCUGUCGUAUCAACGUAUGCGACUGAGAGGUGAUGUUCUCAAGACUGUCCUAUGGUGUAGGUAUCGUGUAGGUAAAUCCCUUCUUACUUUUUGAACCUACCUGGUGCAAGUGAGCACCUAUGAAAUAACGUGUUUCCGUCCGUCCGUUACCAGCUUUUCUCAAAA